AUGACCGCCGUCAAGAACCAGGAGAUGGAGUACUCCAUCAAGCCCGAGGCGGUUAAGCCCAACAUCACCGCCGAGGAAUGGCCCCUUCUCCUCAAGAACUACGACAAGUUGCUUGUUCGCACCGGUCACUUCACCCCUAUCCCUGCUGGUGCUUCUCCUCUGAAGCGUGACCUUAAGUCAUACAUCAGCUCCGGUGUCAUCAACCUAGACAAGCCCUCCAACCCUUCCAGUCACGAGGUCGUGGCUUGGAUGAAGCGUAUCCUCAGAGCCGAGAAGACAGGUCACAGUGGUACCCUUGAUCCCAAGGUUACUGGUUGUUUGAUUGUCUGCAUUGACCGUGCCACCCGCCUGGUCAAGUCCCAGCAGGGUGCCGGUAAGGAGUAUGUCUGUGUCAUUCGCCUUCACGAGAAGAUCCCCGGUGGUGAGGCUCAGUUCCGCCGCGCUCUGGAGACCCUCACCGGUGCGCUGUUCCAGCGUCCUCCUUUGAUUUCCGCCGUUAAGCGUCAGCUCCGUGUCCGUACCAUCUACGAGAGCAAGCUGUACGAGUUCGACAACGAGCGUCACCUCGGUGUGUUCUGGGUCAGCUGUGAGGCUGGUACCUACAUCCGUACCCUGUGUGUCCACCUGGGUCUGCUGCUUGGUGUUGGUGCCCACAUGCAGGAGCUGCGUCGUGUGCGCUCCGGAGCUAUGGAUGAGACCAAGGGUAUGGUUACCCUGCACGAUGUGAUGGACGCCCAGUGGGUUUACGACAACCAGCGUGAUGAGUCCUACCUGCGCAAGGUCAUCAGCCCUCUCGAGAGCCUGCUCACUGGCUACAAGCGUAUUGUCGUCAAGGACAGCGCUGUCAACGCCGUCUGCUACGGUGCCAAGCUUAUGAUUCCUGGUCUUCUGCGCUUCGAGUCCGGCAUUGAGGUCAACGAGGAGGUCGUUCUCAUGACCACCAAGGGUGAGGCCAUUGCCAUUGGUAUUGCUCAGAUGUCUACCGUUGAGCUCUCCACCUGCGAUCACGGUGUUGUCGCCAAGAUCAAGCGCUGCAUCAUGGAGCGUGACCUGUACCCCCGCCGCUGGGGUCUGGGCCCUGUUGCCCUUGAGAAGAAGAAGCUCAAGUCUGCCGGUCAGCUCGACAAAUUCGGCCGCACCAACGAGGCUACCCCCGCCAAGUGGAAGUCCGACUACAAGGACUACAACGCCCCUCUCGAGGAUGGCGAGACUGCUGCUCAGCCCGAGGUUGCUGCUCCUACUCCCGCUGAGGAGCCCGUGAAGGCCGACACCGAGAUGGUUGACGCUGAUGACGAGAAGAAGAAGCGCAAGCACGACGGUGAGACCGCCGAAGAGAAGGCUGAGCGCAAGAAGAAGAAGAAGGAGAAGAAGGAGAAGAAGGAGCGCCGGAAGUCCAAGCAGGCAGAGGACAGCGAUGACAGCGACUAG
Messenger RNA from Penicillium malachiteum, 1428 nucleotides. RefSeq names its product pseudouridine synthase CBF5 (gene cbf5). The transcript is spliced from 5 exons. Gene Ontology annotation, biological process: rRNA pseudouridine synthesis; box H/ACA sno(s)RNA 3'-end processing; mRNA pseudouridine synthesis. Gene Ontology annotation, cellular component: box H/ACA snoRNP complex. Lineage: Eukaryota; Fungi; Ascomycota; Eurotiomycetes; Eurotiales; Aspergillaceae. Gene Ontology annotation, molecular function: RNA binding; pseudouridine synthase activity. Bases 1 to 1428 code for a protein of 475 amino acids. The record is from RefSeq and is a predicted model, not a curated record.